Messenger RNA from Peromyscus leucopus (white-footed mouse), 2386 nucleotides. It is a transcript of the gene Fbxl16, whose product is annotated as F-box and leucine rich repeat protein 16. Lineage: Eukaryota; Metazoa; Chordata; Mammalia; Rodentia; Cricetidae. The coding region runs from base 324 to 1763 and encodes 479 amino acids. Gene Ontology annotation, cellular component: SCF ubiquitin ligase complex. Gene Ontology annotation, biological process: SCF-dependent proteasomal ubiquitin-dependent protein catabolic process. The transcript has 6 exons. Gene Ontology annotation, molecular function: protein binding. The record is from RefSeq and is a predicted model, not a curated record.
GGGAGGAGGGCAAGGGGAGGGAGGAGGCGCCCGCCGGGCUCCCUGCAAAGCGGCCUUAUUUAUCUGGGCACAGCCUCAGCCUCCCCGGUGGGAGGCUCAGGGCGGCAGAUCCUCUCCCACCGGGGAGCUCCGCUCUGGGCUCUGCCGAGAGGGCCCUGGCGCGGAGCGCCGGGCGCGGGGCGCAGUCGGGCCCUGCUAGCCAGUCCAGCACCUCGGCCGCCUCCGCGUUUGGCGGCUCUGGUGCUGGGCUCCCCAUGACGCGAGGUCGCCCGGCGGACAGCGUGGCAUGAGCCAGAAGCCCUGGCCGAGAACGUGCAAGGAAAAUGUCGAGCCCAGGUAUCGAUGGUGACCCCAAGCCUCCAUGCUUGCCUCGAAAUGGUCUGGUGAAGCUGCCUGGCCAGCCCAACGGCCUAGGUGCAGCCAGCAUCACCAAGGGCACACCUGCUGCCAAGAACCGCCCUUGCCAGCCACCACCCCCACCCACCCUUCCACCUCCCAGCCUGGCUACACCACUGUCCCGGGUCGCUCUGGCCGGGGGGCCAUGCCCCCCAGCCAGUGGACCAGCCUCAGGCCCAGUUCCUGGACCCCCAGUGGAGCGGCCACCACUGGCCACAGAUGAGAAGAUUCUUAAUGGGCUCUUCUGGUAUUUCUCAGCAUGUGAAAAGUGCAUACUAGCCCAGGUGUGCAAGGCUUGGCGGCGCGUGCUCUACCAGCCCAAGUUCUGGGCAGGCCUCACGCCUGUACUGCAUGCUAAGGAGCUGUACAACGUGCUGCCUGGAGGCGAGAAGGAGUUUGUGAACCUGCAGGGCUUCGCCGCUAGAGGCUUUGAGGGCUUCUGCCUAGUUGGUGUCUCUGACUUAGACAUCUGCGAGUUCAUCGACAACUAUGCUCUCUCUAAGAAGGGAGUCAAGGCCAUGAGCCUCAAGCGCUCCACCAUCACUGACGCUGGCCUAGAGGUGAUGUUGGAGCAGAUGCAGGGCGUGGUGCGCCUGGAGCUGUCGGGCUGUAACGAUUUCACCGAGGCGGGCCUGUGGUCCAGCCUCAGCGCGCGCAUCACCUCACUGAGCGUCAGUGACUGCAUCAACGUGGCGGACGAUGCCAUUGCUGCCAUCUCCCAACUCCUGCCCAACCUGGCAGAGCUAAGCCUUCAGGCCUACCACGUGACUGACACUGCACUGGCCUACUUCACGGCACGCCAGGGCCACAGCACCCACACGCUGCGCCUGCUCUCUUGCUGGGAGAUAACCAACCAUGGGGUGGUCAAUGUGGUGCACAGUCUGCCCAACCUCACCUCACUCAGCCUCUCAGGCUGCUCUAAGGUCACUGACGAUGGAGUGGAGCUUGUAGCUGAGAACCUGCGAAAAUUGCGCAGCCUUGACCUCUCCUGGUGCCCUCGGAUCACCGACAUGGCACUAGAGUAUGUGGCCUGCGACUUGCACCGCCUGGAGGAGCUCGUGCUGGACAGGUGUGUACGCAUCACGGACACCGGCCUCAGCUAUUUGUCCACCAUGUCAUCCCUCCGAAGCCUCUACCUGCGAUGGUGCUGCCAGGUGCAGGACUUCGGGUUGAAGCACCUCUUAGCCAUGAGGAGUUUGCGACUCUUGUCUCUAGCAGGCUGCCCGCUUCUGACCACCACGGGGCUGUCGGGCCUCGUGCAGCUUCAAGAGCUGGAGGAGCUGGAGCUGACCAACUGCCCUGGAGCCACACCCGAGCUCUUCAAGUACUUCUCGCAGCACCUGCCGCGCUGCCUCGUCAUUGAAUAGCGCAGGCUUCCUCACCGGCCGCGGGAACCGGCCACGCCCUGGGCAGUAGCCCCUCUUCCAUCCCCGCCGGAGCACCACUUCUCGGCCCUGCGCUGGAGGCGGGGCAAGCAGAGGGAAACCCCGCCCCGUGCCUCCCUUGCCCCUCUGCUCCACUGCUCCAUCCCCGCCUGGGGCAAGAGACAGAGGGGCCAGCCCCACGCACGCACGCACACUCGGGGACUUUGUGCAUGCCCCUCGUGCCCGCACUGCACGCCCGCCCUCCACCAUGCCACAGCCGCCGCCAUCUCUCGCCCGCCUUCUGGGGGGGUCUAGGUCCUUCGGGGGAUGCUUUGAGUGCAGACGCCCUCACUGCCUUCCCCACUUCAUUCUGCUCUCUGCCUCCCCCCCCCCCGCUGUCCCCCAUCCCGGGCAGGGCCCAAGGGGAUGGAGGGAUUGGUCCCCCAGGACUCAGGGGCCUGGAAGAGCCCCAAGGGCCUCCCACAUCUUCCACUGCACCGCGCCUGGAGCCCUCCAAGGGGUAUAAGGCGUCACAGGCCACUGCCAAAGCCAUGGCCCCCUGAGGAGCCCAACUCCCCCAUGCCCACCUGACCCAAUGGCUUCCCUUCUUCCUUGUUGCCAUAUGG